Messenger RNA from Theileria equi strain WA, 234 nucleotides. RefSeq lists its product as hypothetical. The record is from RefSeq and is a predicted model, not a curated record. The transcript has 2 exons. Lineage: Eukaryota; Apicomplexa; Aconoidasida; Piroplasmida; Theileriidae. The coding region runs from base 1 to 234 and encodes 77 amino acids.
AUGAAUGCAAAGGAGGGAACUGCCAAAACCACAACUGCGGAUGCAACUGCAGUGGAGGAGGAAAAUGCCAACCUGACCAAUGUACAUCUAAUAACUGCCAAUGUUGUAAAGAUAAGGGUGGUACUAUUUCGGCUGAUACUGGAUAGGGAGUGGAAGAACAUGACCAUGAAAGCAUUUAGUAGUAAAUUCAAAGAAAUAGCUCAAAAGGGAAUUAAUGUAGCCACACUGUUUUAA